This is a messenger RNA of Durusdinium trenchii, 580 nucleotides long. Lineage: Eukaryota; Dinophyceae; Suessiales; Symbiodiniaceae. The record is from the annotation of a GenBank genome assembly.
CGGGCAUGCAACAGGAGUCUUUUUGAGUGACCCGAUGGUACCAAAAGAUUCCAGUUGGUGCAUGGACCUCUUGUUUGGUAUGACGCACAAGAUCGGAGAGUUCCACGACCUUCGCUUCAUAAGCUUGGCAAUCCAAUGCGACAACGCCUCUAAGGAGGUAAAGAACAAUACGACCCUACGGGGUCUAGCGUACGUCAUCGCCAACAGGAGACUUUUUUCUGCAGAGGUUAGAUCCUUGAGGUCAGGACACUCACACGAAGACGUUGAUGGCUUCUUCGCACAGCUCAACGCAGUCCUGGAAGCUAGGAACGAGUUGCACACGCCUCAAGAAUUUCGCGAUGCAAUCGAUGGAUACUUGCAGCUUCCAACGACGCGCCCAGAUGAUUCCUCGAUCAAGUGCACGCAAGUCCUCAAUAGUGUGAGAGACUGGAAACCCUUUCUCCAGAUCAAGUGCUUGGGCAACCACCUGAAAGGGAUCGGGGGGCCAGCUGCCCCCCACACCUUUGUUUUGCAGAGAUUCAGCGAUACAGUUCGCAGGACACGCCAGUACAUGGCAGAUCCUUCAUACACAGGACGCCCG